UGUUCUGUUUACUAUCCCAUGUGAACUUAAAAAAGAAGUGCCAGCAUUCAACUUUGUCUCCAUAUAUCUUGAGCUAGAGUUUGUACAUCAUAAUUUCAGCCUCAGAUCAGUCUGGAAUGAUUGCAAGAAAUAAUUGUUGCAACAGGUUUGGCAUUCAUUGAUUGCUCUACCAGUUCUGAGCCUAUUGGAGUGCUAAACCGAGUGGUAGAUUUGGGUUGUUGUGUUGUGAUGGCCAAUAAGAAGCCUCUUACUUCUUCAAUGGAAGAUUAUGGUAAGUUGCUUGCAUAUCCACGUCGCAUUCGACACGAGUCAACUGUUGGUGCUGGCCUCCCUGUUAUAGCAUCCUUAAAUCGUAUACUUUCAUCUGGAGAUCCCGUGCACCAUAUCAUUGGGAGCUUAAGUGGUACGAUGGGUUAUGUAAUGAGCGAGGUAGAAGAUAGAAAGCCAUUCAGCCAAGUUGUCAAAUCUGCUAAAAGCCUUGGUUACUCUGAACCAGGUACAGCAAUAGGUACAGUUUUAUUAUGCCAGGUGCCUUACAUCACUACUGCUUUGAUGAAUGCGCAGCUUGGCAUGGAAGGGCGCAAGGAUCUUUUUGAUUGGCUAUCAAGGCAACUUAGUGGAUUAAGCAAUUUUCCUGAUGUUGUAAAUCUGAAUUAUGUUUAUUAUGGAUUGAAUGAAUUAUUAGGAAUUACAGGUGCAUUGUUUUCCUGUUUUGGUGAUCAAUUUAUUAGUCGCGACAAAUAA
Messenger RNA from Camellia sinensis, 744 nucleotides. The record is from RefSeq and is a predicted model, not a curated record. Lineage: Eukaryota; Viridiplantae; Streptophyta; Magnoliopsida; Ericales; Theaceae.